AUGAUCCCAGCUUUCUUAUUUCUCACGCUAGCGCUCUAUGCUCUGACGGGCAGCGCGCGAGUCCUGGGGCAUCGCAACUCCCUUGUCGCACGUGCGGGCUCCCUCACCGAAAUCACGGACUUUGGCAGCAAUCCCACCAAUGUGGGCAUGUACAUCUAUGUUCCGAUUAAUCUCGCAAGCAGCCCCGGUAUCAUCGUGGCUAUUCACUACUGUACCGGAACCGGUCUGGAAUACUAUAACUACUCUCCGUACGCGACCUUGGCAGAAGAAUACGGCUUCAUCGUCAUCUACCCUUCGAGCCCGUACGAGGGAUCCUGCUGGGAUGUCAGCUCGGAAGCGACUCUCACCCAUAACGGCGGCGGUAACAGUAAUUCGAUCGCCAACAUGGUAACAUGGACUAUCAACCAGUACAGUGCGGAUAGCAGCAAGGUGUUCGUGACGGGAACUAGCUCGGGCGCAAUGAUGACGAAUGUCAUGGCGGCUACAUACCCCGAACUCUUCGCGGCCGGAACGGUCUACUCUGGUGUUUCUGCGGGCUGCUUCUACUCAUCUACCAAUCAAGCGGACGCCUGGAACAGCAGCUGUGCCCUGGGCGACGUUAUCACCACUCCCGAGCACUGGGCCAGCAUCGCAGAGGCAAUGGACUCGGGAUACACUGGUACUCGCCCCAAGAUGCAGAUCUACCACGGGAGUAUUGAUACCACGUUGUACCCUCAGAACUACAACGAGACCUGCAAGCAGUGGGCGGGGGUCUUCGGCUACGAAUAUGACGCCCCGCAGGAAAUCGAGGCCAACACUCCUCAAGCCGAUUACCAGACAACGAUUUGGGGAGACAAACUCCAGGGAAUCUUUGCCACGGGGGUGGGACAUACGGUGCCGAUUCAUGGGGAUCAGGAUAUGGAGUGGUUUGGGUUUGCGUAG
This is a messenger RNA of Aspergillus heteromorphus CBS 117.55, 921 nucleotides long. RefSeq names its product acetyl xylan esterase. Gene Ontology annotation, cellular component: extracellular region. Lineage: Eukaryota; Fungi; Ascomycota; Eurotiomycetes; Eurotiales; Aspergillaceae. Bases 1 to 921 code for a protein of 306 amino acids. The transcript is spliced from 3 exons. The record is from RefSeq and is a predicted model, not a curated record. Gene Ontology annotation, molecular function: hydrolase activity.